Messenger RNA from Naegleria lovaniensis, 855 nucleotides. RefSeq lists its product as uncharacterized. The transcript has a single exon. The record is from RefSeq and is a predicted model, not a curated record. Bases 1 to 855 code for a protein of 284 amino acids. Lineage: Eukaryota; Heterolobosea; Eutetramitea; Acrasida; Naegleriidae.
AUGGAUUAUACUCGAAAUGAUGACGAACGACGACAAGACUAUCAACAAUAUACAUUUUCUCAAAUCUAUUCUCUGAAACAUUUUGCAGGAAGAGCCUUCUCCAUUUCACACAAACUUUCAAAACAAUUACUUGCUUGGGGAACACUUGGAGUUGCGCAAUCUCAUUUAAAUCCAUUACUCACACUUGAACAGAGAACAUGUCAUUCCAAUGAAAUCAAACAAGAUUUAACAUUUACGGUUCAACCAACAGUGAAAUCUAGAUUCUAUUCAAAGAUUCGAAUUGAAAAUCAAGAUGCUAAUACUGGAAAAAUUCAUGAAUUUUCUGGAUUUUUAUUAUUUGAUUAUUUAAAAAGAAAAGUCUAUGCAAAAGCACAAAAUUCAGGCUAUUCCAAUCGAACCUAUGAAUUAGUAGUCAUUCCAAAUUAUUUUACAAAAUUUUUAAGUGUUUACUUGUUGGUUGAUUCCAAAUGUUUAUUUUUAUCAAGUCAACUUCACCUUACUCAAAUUCCACUUGAAUUGAAAUUACAACAAGUGACCAAUCAUCCCAUCUAUCAAAUCAUAUUCAAAGGAUUUACUGUUGUGAAUUCAGUUCAUUGUGAAGAGUGGUACAUCAAAACACGAGAAUUAUUUGGACGUGAAUUUGAAACUGAAAUUUCUCUCUUUACAAGUAGAAAUAAUUAUCAAUUAGUGAAGGCAAUCAUUUCAAAGACACCUAUUGGACCUGUUUCGAUUGAAUUGAGUCAGGUCUCAGAAUUGGAAUAUCCAUUCGAUGAUCAAUUAGAAGAAUGGUCACAACAAGCAAGUGUCAAGUGUCGUUAUGGAAAUAUCAUGAUGUUGCAACAGCAAAAUAAAUAA